Molecule: messenger RNA, 347 nt
Organism: Gossypium raimondii (Peruvian cotton)
Lineage: Eukaryota; Viridiplantae; Streptophyta; Magnoliopsida; Malvales; Malvaceae
Product: peamaclein
Exons: 2
Coding region: 43-309 (88 amino acids)
Source: RefSeq, a predicted model, not a curated record
GCCUUAUUUGCUACUGUAAACAAAACCCUGUUUGUAAAAGAAAUGAAGCUCGUUUUGGUGACAUUCCUGCUGGUUUCUCUUGUUCUCAGCUCCUUUCUCUUUGAGGAGUCGAUGGCUGGUUCAGGUUUCUGUGCGUACAAGUGCAAGGCAAGGUGCGCAAAGGCAGAUUUUAAAGAGAGGUGCUUCAAGUACUGUAACAUUUGCUGUCAGAAAUGCAGUUGUGUUCCGUCAGGGAACUACGAGAACAAGCACGAAUGCUAUUGCUACAGGGACAUGAAGAACUACAAGGGCUUGCCUAAGUGCCCUUAAAUACUGUCUUAAAUACAUGCUAUUGCUUAACUGUUGUA